UCGCGGGAAUUUAAGAGAUUUGAACAAUUACAAAUUUAAUUUGAAAUUCACAUAUUAUUUUUUUUUUUUAGGAUGUUCCAUAUUUUUUCAAAGCAGUUUUUUUGCAACAAUUCUUUUUAUUUAUCUAUAUAUAUUUAAUUUGAUGUUAGCAGGAAUAUAUUUAUAUAUAUGUGUGUAUGGAAAUAAUAAAGAGGAAAUGUUCAGAUGGUUAUGGUUUGACCAUUUUCAGAAAAAGAAAGAAAAAAAUUUAAAUGUUAUUAUAAACUAGAAAAGACUAUUAAUAAGCAAAAUGGAAGAAAAUAUCGAGUUUAAAAUAAUAGGAAAUAUUGGAGAAUUGAGUUUAUCACAAAGAGAUAUGAGUUCUUUGAAAAUAGAUUUCCGUUGUCUUUCAGAUUCUGAAUAUGAAUUAUUCUUUUCUAUUUUGGAUAGUUUCAGGAUUAUACUUGCAAAAUUCUCCUUAAAUCGUUCUUCUGUUUUAGAAAAUAAAGAUAAUGAUCAGGAUUGUUUCAGGGACUUGAAUGCCUUAAAACUCUCUUUGUGGAAAACUAUUAAUCUAUCUUUAAACAUCAAUCACUUUGCUGUUUCAACCCAAAGUUUAUGGACAUUAGGAGAAAAUUUCUAUGUAGAUAUAAGCUCAUAUUUAAAAUCUAUUCUUCAAGUACAAGAAUCAGAUCUGCAGACUGAAGAAGAUCUUAUGGAUGUGGAUUUUGGUGAUGAAUACCAUUUAGAGGAAUUUGAAACAUUCAUAGAGAUAAUUUCAUUCCAAGAAUACAAACCUCUCAUUGAGAAAUUUUUCCUUAACUGUCCUUUAUUUGAUGAUAGUAUUAUAAUUUGCUCUAAAGAUACAAUUUCUAUGACGUGGCAAAUGGAUUUGGUUAUACCUUCUCAUAAUUUACCUUUUGGUACUAAACAUUCCAAAGUAUUUCAUUUAAUUAAUUUUCCUGUCACUUACAAUGAGCUAUUCUCAUCUGAGAAUUUAUUUGCUGUAGAUAAUAGCUCAAAACCUGUGCUCACUUUUGUAUAUGAUAAAGAAUUAAGUAGGCAAAGAACUAAUGUACUUCACACAGAUCUUUUCAAAAAAUUGAUUGGUACAACUUCAUCAUCUUCAAACUGUAUUUAUUUUAUUGGUCAUCCUGAAGGUAAAUUGUUGUAUUGUUUGUGUACAGUGUCCUCUAAGGAGCAAAUUGUUCAUACAGAUAGCACACCAGAGAUGAUAUAUGAUAUAAAACAACCCAUUAAAGGUAUUCAUUUUCAAAGAGACCCAAAUGACGUAAAAGGAAAUGGUUUUUUGUUAAUUAUUGGAAAACUAGGGAAGCUAGUAUUUAUAACAGCAGAAAAAAUCUUCCAGAACUCAACUAUUUUUAAAAUUAAAAAUGAAUCAAUAUAUAUCAUAACUUUAUACCUGCCAUCAUCAGUUCACACAUAUAUUUUAUUCAAGCAGAGCAUAAUUUUUAUUUCAAAUAAAUCUGAAUUAUGGGUAUCUGAGUUGUCUAAGCAAGAAAGUAGUGUCCCUCCAAAAAAACAGGUAUUAAAGUUAUCCAGAAAUAAAAUUGCUAUGCAGGGUGUUAUGAAAAUAGUUCUGAUAAAUGAAUUACAAGGUCUUUUCUUAUUAGUAACAAGGUCUGGCCAAUUAUACAUAUGUGAAUAUUGUGAACAUAAAAUUGAUCUAAAUUUACCUAUAUCGCUACAAUCGCUGAUGAAUGUAAUUAUGCACCAAAGUUCAGUUUUGCAUCAAUUAAAUGCACUGUCAAAAAUGCACCAAGAUUUCUUUGCAGCUGUCUCAAAAUUUGCUUCCCUCAAAUUUAAUGGUGUUGAGAAAUUGAAAGUUACUUGUUCAAUAACAGAAAUAGAUGAACCACCCAAAAAAUAUGUCAUCAGCAUAAAUAUAGCAAGCACUGAAAAGUUUGAUUCCAGAUUUUGGUUUGUUACAGCAUAUCUUUACAAUUUUUAUCAAAAAGAUUCGAUUGUGAUUUCAAAAACAUUACAAUUUGAAACAGAUCAGAUAAUCACCAUAGAAGUACAGGAAUCACUUUUAUGCUCACCACAUGGUUCUGCAUUUCCUUUAUAUUUAGAAGUUGGAUUGCUUAUAACCUUACCUGAAACUUUUAGAUCAGAAGAAAGUUUUAAAUUUAUUGUUGCAGUAUUACCUCUUUAUAUAAAAAUAGAGACUUUAAUAUUAAAUGAGUUGUAUCUGUUACAAUCGAAGACAGAUUCUCAGCAAAAUAGAAGUCAACAAGAUCUACAAAGCUCUAAAAAUGCUUUGACAGAAAUUUGUUCAAGAAAUCUGAAGAAACCUAUAGCUCAUGCACUACACAUCUGCCAUAAGGCCUUAACAAACUAUCCUCAAGAUUUUUCUUUUUGCUUGUUUCCUGUUAAUUCAAAGCAAGCAACAAUAGAGACAUCAGAAGAAUUUCUUUCGAUGGAUGAUAUUAUUCAAAUUUUAAAAAAGAGAAACAAGUUGCCAGAUGCUCCUGAACUUCAUUCUUUAACAUGCAGAAACCAACAAAUGUCUUUACAAGUGUCUGAGAACAGCGAAGCUACAUGGAUCACUUUGCGUUCAAAAUCAUUUUUCCUGUUAGUUGGAUUACGCAUGGCAAUCAUGGAGUUGUUAUUAUAUAUGCAGUUGCAGAAUUCAUCCAUUAAAUAUGGUUCUAAAUGUGUGAGCAUUUCAGCAAAAGUAAACAAAGAAUGUGAAAAAUUAAGUAAAGAACUUCUGAGUAUGUAUGGCCAAGAUGUAGAGACCGAAGGUUUCAUGGAAAAAAUUAUUAAUAUGUAUUGCCAGUUGAGGAAAAUAUCUAGGCAGUUACCUUUCAGUUAGUUUUCCACUUCAGAGAUUGCAAUUCACUGUUGAUUGAAUACUAUUUUUUACAAUUAAGUAUAUUGUAAAAUAUAAAGGUUGAGUUGAUGAAAUACACAAUGAAGAAAGAGAUUUGCAAGAUUUUAGAAAAAGGAAUUAUAUAAAACUGACAAAAUAUAUGAAUUUUGAUUUAUAUACAGAUGUAUUGCCAGUUGAUUUAUUUUAAAUGACUACUUGGUAGCUAAAAUCAGACAAAUGAUU
Molecule: messenger RNA, 3058 nt
Organism: Argiope bruennichi
Lineage: Eukaryota; Metazoa; Arthropoda; Arachnida; Araneae; Araneidae
Exons: 11
Coding region: 290-2818 (842 amino acids)
Source: RefSeq, a predicted model, not a curated record